UCAAAACUGACGCUUGUAUCAUAACACAGAUAUCUAUUUAGCAAAAUAUGGUAUAAGCGGCUUCCGCCGAAAAACUCUUAUGUCUCCAGAAAAUGCUAUAGGGAUCAAUGGAUUCUAGCUAUUUUCAAAUAGACCCGAAUUGACGGAUAGCUGAACUGUAAAGUUGGUCUAUCUAUUUGGCUAUCUUUAGUGAGAUCGUACGAAGGGUAUGUUAUUAGUUUAGAUCUAACGAAUUUAAUGAAUUACUCCUAAAGGAUCACAUCAAACUAGUGCUAGUUGAUGCGAGUUACUUCGGAAAAAAAAGGACUAAAGUCAAAUUCAUUUGGGGUAUUCUCUCAAUUCCAAAAAAAUCAACUGGAUCAAGUAUGAGUUGUCGAUCAGAACAUAUAUGGAUAGAACCUAUAACGGGGGCUCGAAAAACAAGUAAUUUCUGCUGGGCUGUUAUCCUUUUUUUAGGUUCAUUAGGAUUCUUGUUGGUUGGAACCUCGAGUUAUCUUGGUAGAAAUUUGAUAUCUUUAUUUCCGUCUCAGGAAAUAGUUUUUUUUCCACAAGGAAUUGUGAUGUCUUUCUACGGAAUCGCGGGUCUUUUUAUUAGCUCCUAUUUAUGGUGCACAAUUUCGUGGAAUGUAGGUAGUGGUUAUGAUCGAUUUGAUAGAAAAGACGGAAUAGUGUGUAUCUUUCGUUGGGGAUUUCCUGGAAAAAAUCGUCGGGUCUUCCUCCAAUUUCUUAUAAAAGAUAUUCAGUCUGUCAGAAUAGAAGUGAAAGAAGGUAUUUAUGCUCGUCGUGUCCUUUAUAUGGAUAUCAGAGGCCAGGGAGCCAUUCCAUUGACUCGUACUGAUGAGAAUUUUACUCCACGGGAAAUGGAACAAAAAGCUGCUGAAUUGGCCUAUUUCUUGCGUGUACCAAUUGAAGUAUUUUAAGAAAUGAGCCGGAAUGCUUUCUCAGCAGGAGGGCAAAAACGCAAGAAUGCUCUUUUUCCAUAACAUAACUUAAUUGAGGUUUCUUCAGAACAUUCAUUCGAGUCAAAGCAAACAUAUAUGGAACAAGUAUAAAAAAAACUAUUUUGGGGAUCUUUUAGAUGUAUCGAUUUAGAUGUAUCGAAAUAUACAUAACUCAAUUCAAUAAAAAAAUAAGAAACAAAUCGAAAUAUCUCAUAAUCAACCAUUUAGAAAUAAGGAAAUUCCACCCUUUUUAACUUGUUGGAAUUGAGACUUUAGAGAUCAUAUCUUGUAAUUUUUUCGAAGCUUAUUUUUAUACUUUUUGUGCUCCUUAAUGACCAAAAAAUUGAAUCUCUUAUAAUGAUAAUUAGCAAAUUUAUGUCGUUUUUUGCCACUCAUUUUUCACAAUAUUCUUCAGAAAUUUCCCUCAAUUAUU
Molecule: messenger RNA, 1374 nt
Organism: Lactuca sativa (garden lettuce)
Lineage: Eukaryota; Viridiplantae; Streptophyta; Magnoliopsida; Asterales; Asteraceae
Product: photosystem I assembly protein Ycf4
Biological process (GO): photosynthesis
Cellular component (GO): thylakoid; membrane; photosystem I
Source: RefSeq, a predicted model, not a curated record